UAUGUGGAUGAACUUUGCAAGACGUUUUUAAUGAUUCGAGAUCUGAGCAAGAUGUACCCCCCGGCACGGCAUCCGGUCCCCCACCAGCCGGGACAGCCGUUAAAGUUCACUGUCACCGAGUCCUGCGACCGGAUCAAGGAGGAGUUCCACUUCCUGCAAGCCCAGUAUCACAGUCUGAAAUUGGAGUGUGAGAAACUGGCCAGCGAGAAAACUGAGAUGCAGAGACACUAUGUCAUGUACUAUGAAAUGUCUUACGGGCUGAAUAUCGAGAUGCACAAGCAGGCGGAGAUCGUCAAACGGCUGAACGCAAUCUGCGCCCAAGUCAUCCCCUUCCUCUCUCAAGAGCAUCAGCAGCAGGUGGUGCAGGCGGUGGAGAGGGCCAAGCAGGUCACCAUGGCAGAACUCAACGCCAUCAUAGGACAGCAGCAGCUCCAGGCUCAGCACCUCUCCCACGGCCACGCCAUCCCCAUCCCACUCACGCCACACCCAGCGGGCCUCCAGCCCCCCCUGCCCCCCGGCGCCGGUACUGCUAGCCUGCUGGCUCUGUCCUCCGCCCUGAGCCACCAGCUGCCACUCAAAGACGAGAGGAAACACCACGACAACAACAGCGAACACCCGAGAGACAGAGACUCAGUCAAGAGCUCAUCUGUGUCUCCCUCGGCCAGUUUUCGGACCGGAGAGAAGCACAGGAGUUCAAGCGAUUACUCCUCCGACAGCAAGAAGCAGAAGACAGACGACAAGGAGUCCACACGCUAUGAGAGUGACGGAGAGAAGAGCGAUGAUAACCUGGUCGUGGACGUCUCCAACGAGGAGCCAGUAUCUCCUAGAGGAAGUCCUGCCCACUCACCUCGGGAGAACGGGUUGGACAAGCGUCGCCUGUUGAAGAAGGAUGCUCCGCUGAGCCCUUCCUCCAUCGCCUCCUCCAGCAGCACACCUUCAUCCAAAUCCAAAGAGAUUAAUUUGAAUGAGAAGUCCACAACGCCCGUGUCCAAGUCCAGCACCCCCACGUCCCGCUCCGACGCCCCGACACCCAGCAGCACCUCCACCCCGGGCCUGAGGACUGCACCCAGUAAACCGCCAGGAGUCGAGACGCUGGUGUUUUUGUGUCUUGCAGCUCCUGGCCUCCGCACGCCGCUGGCAGUGCCCUGCUCGUACCCCAGUCCGUUUGGAAUGGUUCCCCACCCGGGCAUAAAUGGAGAGCUGAGUGGAGCAGGGGCGGCCUACAGCGGCCUGCACAACAUCUCCCCGCAGAUGAGCGCGGUGGCUGCGGCUGCAGUGGCAGCUUAUGGACGCACACAAGUGGUGGGAUUUGAUCCUCACCACCACAUACGUGUCCCUGGCCUUCCUCCCAACCUGUCAGGCAUUCCUGGUGGAAAACCAGCGUACUCCUUCCACGUGAGCGCUGAUGGACAAAUGCAGCCGGUGCCUUUUCCUCCGGACUCGCUGAUCGGCCCUGGCAUUCCGCGCCACGCGCGGCAGAUCAAUACUCUCAGCCACGGGGAGGUGGUGUGCGCUGUCACCAUCAGUAACCCGACACGUCAUGUCUACACUGGCGGCAAGGGCUGCGUCAAAGUGUGGGACAUCAGUCACCCGGGCAACAAGACCCCUGUGUCCCAACUGGACUGCCUUAACAGAGAUAACUACAUCCGCUCCUGUCGGCUACUUCCGGACGGGCGCACUCUCAUCGUCGGGGGUGAGGCGAGUACUUUGUCAAUCUGGGAUUUGGCGACACCAACUCCACGAAUCAAGGCUGAACUGACAUCGUCAGCACCCGCGUGCUAUGCUCUGGCCAUCAGCCCCGACUCCAAGGUCUGCUUCUCCUGCUGCUCCGACGGAAACAUAGCCGUCUGGGAUCUUCACAACCAGACUCUGGUUAGGCAGUUCCAGGGCCACACUGACGGGGCCAGCUGUAUAGACAUCUCCAACGACGGGACCAAGCUGUGGACUGGAGGCCUGGAUAACACUGUGCGGUCCUGGGACCUGAGAGAGGGACGGCAGCUGCAGCAGCACGACUUCACCUCACAGAUCUUCUCACUGGGAUACUGUCCAACGGGAGAGUGGCUGGCGGUGGGGAUGGAGAACAAUAACGUGGAGGUCCUACAUGUCACCAAACCUGACAAGUACCAGCUCCACCUGCACGAAAGCUGCGUGCUCUCACUCCGAUUUGCUCACUGUGGGAAGUGGUUUGUGAGCACAGGAAAAGACAAUCUGCUCAACGCGUGGAGAACCCCAUAUGGAGCCAGCAUAUUCCAGUCAAAGGAGUCGUCCUCAGUGCUGAGCUGCGACAUCUCCAUUGAUGAUAAGUACAUUGUGACGGGCUCAGGAGAUAAGAAAGCGACCGUCUACGAGGUCAACUACUAGGGCGGCUG
Messenger RNA from Chelmon rostratus (copperband butterflyfish), 2369 nucleotides. RefSeq names its product transducin-like enhancer protein 4. Bases 31 to 2361 code for a protein of 776 amino acids. The transcript has 20 exons. The record is from RefSeq and is a predicted model, not a curated record. Gene Ontology annotation, biological process: regulation of DNA-templated transcription; negative regulation of canonical Wnt signaling pathway. Gene Ontology annotation, molecular function: transcription corepressor activity; protein binding. Gene Ontology annotation, cellular component: transcription regulator complex; nucleus. Lineage: Eukaryota; Metazoa; Chordata; Actinopteri; Chaetodontiformes; Chaetodontidae.